UGGUUUCGCGCGUGCGCCUCAGGAACCAGCUCCCGGGAUCCGGAUGCGCGUCUCCACGAGGUGAACGCGAAAUGGAGGCCUCGGCUUCUACCCCACCGUCAACCUCAGCCGCAACUUCAGCUUCGACUCCAGCGACCCCGGUCGGCCUGGAGCAGCUGGACGAAGAGCAGAUUAAAAAGGCAGUAGAAGCUCUGUUGGCACAUUCCAGAUCCAGGAAAAACGCAAAUGGAUUGCUUUUGAAUGAGAAUGAAAAUUUCUUUUUAAUGGUGGUAUUAUGGAAAAUUCCAAGUAAAGAACUGAGGGUCAGAUUGUCCUUGCCUCAUGGUAUUCGAUCAGAUUUAGCAGAUAUCUGUUUAUUUACCAAAGAUGAGCCUAAUUUAACUCCCGAACAGACAGAACGUUUUUAUAAGAAGCUUUUGAACAAGCAUGGAGUUAAAACCAUUUCUCAGAUUAUCCCCCUCCGAACUUUAAAAAAGGAAUAUAAAGCCUAUGAAGCUAAGCUCCGCCUCUUGGGUAGUUUCGACUUCUUCAUUACGGAUGCCAGAAUCAGGCGGCUCUUACCCUCACACCUCGGGAGACAUUUCUACAACAGAAAGAAAGUUCCAGUACCUGUAAACCUUCAGGCCAAGAAUUUGUCCAGAGAGAUCAGUGACUGUAUAGGGGGAACUGUCUUAAACAUCUCUAAAAGUGGUUCUUGCAGUACCAUCCGCAUCGGUCACACUGGGAUGCAAGUUCAGCACAUCGUCGAAAACGUUGUUGCCGUCACAAAAAGGCUUUCACAGAAACUGCCGGAGAAGUGGGAGAGCGUGAAGCUCUUGUACGUGAAGACUGAGAGAUCGGUUUCCCUGCCUGUCUUUUCUUCUUUUGUCAGCAGUCGUGGUGAAGCCAGGGGACUACGCACACAAAGUCAGAAGAAAAAGGUAGCAAAGAAAAGCCAAAAGAAGAAAGAACGUCUUAAAAGACAGCAGGAGAAGAAAGGAGACAAGAAGCUUAUGAAACAGGCUGGAAAGGCUGCACCAGCCCCGACUACAGAUGCACCGGCCCCCAAAACUGGUGGUGCUCCAGCCCAGGACCCUGGACCCCAGAAGGAGACUGGUGGGGUGAGCGCCCCCCCUAGAGCUCAAGACGAGUCUGAAGAUGAAAUCCCACUGCUGGUACCAGUGAAGGAAACGCCAGCUGCAAGAAGCGUAAAGACACAAAAAGAUGCUGCAGGAAAGAAGUCUCCAAAGAAGAGUCGUGGUCCCAACACACCUCAUGGGAAGAAGAGAAAGGCCUCCCCAGCUUUGGAGACCCCAGCAGCUGCGGAGCCCAAGACCCCAGGUAAAGGCCCAGGGAAGAAGGCAAGAAUCAAAGAAGAGUUGGAGAAAGAAAGAACCUCUUCGCUGGGGAAAAAAGACCCAAGACAGACUCCUAAAAAGCCAGAGGCCAAGUUCUUCACUACUGCUAGUAAAUCUGCGAAAAAAACUCCCCGUACCCCCAAACAGUGGCCCAAAAAACCCAAAGUACCCCAGUCAACCUAAAAUCAGAAACUCAACCAGCAGGAAACUCAUCAGAGCUAUCUAAAGAGCUUGUAAAAAAUACCUGGGUCCUGACCCCUGUUGCAACCGCUGAGUGAGGCCUAGACUUAAAUAGUUUUUAAAACCUCCACAAGUAAUUCUGAUACAUGUUCAUGGGUGUAAGAACCAGUAGUUUGAAGUAAAUCCAUUCAUUUCAUUGCUCUUCUUUGUAUUUGCUAAUGCAGUAGAGGGAAAAUACAGUGCUUCUCUGUGGUUGUGUUUUUUAUUAUUAAAGUUAACAUUUGUUUCUCAGUAUAAAAUUGGCAUCCCAUGUCUUGUUGGUUUUACUUGAAUGCCUAUGAUGUGACCCUUUUCCUCAUCUGCUUUAAGCCAUUUGUUCACAUGACAGCUCCAUCACAGUAAUCUGUGCAAACACAUCCAAAGCUUGUUUGCAGGCCACUGAUGGGCUCACUGCAUGCAAGUCAGCCGUGGCCCUCAUGCUGAGAUGGGUCUUAGAAAAGGCCUUGGAAUCAAAAUUAAAAUAAUCGAUUCCAGGACCCAGAUGGUGGUCAGCCAAGGUUGCAGAUCACUGAGUUAGCAUACAUUUGUUGGGGGAAAUUAACAUGGAGUCAUUCACAGAGGCACUGGAUCGAAUCCUGAACGCUGGAGGCAAGAAAAUAUUUGUCUUGCAUAAGCCUUUCCAUCUUCCUCCAGAUUCCUCCUCACCCUAAACAGACUUACUUUUAUGUGACAGCUCUAGGGUAGGAAGCUUGGGAGAGUAGACUCUUAAACUUUGGGUCAUUGUCAAAUAUCCUGAGGCAGUAAGUGACUUUUCAGGUACUUGGCCUUUCGCUGCAUUUGAAUUGGGGUACACAUCUCUAAUAGUAAGUGACAUAGUCACUGUAGUAUAGGAAAGGCCAAAGUGAGGCAUGCUUUCAAAGGUAAUUACCAUUCAUGAACAUAACGACUAAAGGAAUCAAAGCUUCAGAUGGUUCUCCAGCAAGUCAAGGAGUCGAGACAGCUUUUUAAAUCAUGAAAGCCUCUGAAAUACAAAAUAAUUUGUUUUUCAUUCCACUGCCCUUUUAGGCUUGUAAAACUGAGUAUACUACAUUUAAUGUAGGGGUUUAGUGUAAUUGAUUUGUUUACCAUAGAAACUAUUCACUUAUUCAAAGAUGAAGAUUUAAGUCUACUGCUUUGCUGAGGGCAAACUUACCUACCUAAUCAUAUAGUCUGUGCUCUCCAUGACAGUUUUCUGGGGUUAGCUGUAUGGUUUUUUAAUCCCAUCCUCUAGCCAGCUAAAGAUUCUGCAACACCCAGUGGUUCUUUGGCCUGUAGCUUAGUUCCUGUUGAAUACGAUGCAGAUGUUUACCUUCCUGUUCCACUGUGCGUCUAGUUUCCUUCUAUAGAAAUUCUCAUAGUUCUCUAUGUUGAAAAGAGCAGAUUUAUUUAAGUUUCUUGAGCAGGAUGAUAGUUUUUUGACAAUUGAAGGCCACAGUUGAGUUAGAGAUAAUUCUGAAUUGUAAUGAAAAUGUUCAAAUCAUGGUGCUAGAUUUCCAAGGCUUAAGAAGUUUGGGGGGCACCUUACCUCAUGGCUGCGAGGGCUGGGAGCCAAUAAUGGCCUAUCCAGGGGCCAAGAGGAGUACUGGAAAUCUGUGCAGUAAAUUACAUUGUUUUGUGGGAUAAGAGGUUGAGUAUGUGGUGUUUCAGUGGAAGUCAACACUGGGUUUUCUGGAUUCAUCCUUCAUGCUAUAGAAAUUUAAUAGACAAAACCAGAUCUGGUGGAAGAAAUUUGCCACGUUUUUGUUCUGAAGAAAUACUGAAUCUUAGUUAAUUUGUUUUUUUUAGGAACUGUAAUAAGCAUGGAAAAUUUAAUAUUUUAAAUGCCUUGAAUGUAUUUAAGACUGUCCAAGUGUUUAAUAAAUGUUACAUUUUAUUUCA
Balaenoptera acutorostrata (minke whale) is the source of this 3434-nucleotide messenger RNA. RefSeq names its product ribosomal L1 domain containing 1 (gene RSL1D1). The record is from RefSeq and is a predicted model, not a curated record. Gene Ontology annotation, cellular component: 90S preribosome. The coding region runs from base 72 to 1520 and encodes 482 amino acids. The transcript is spliced from 9 exons. NCBI's taxonomy places the organism in Eukaryota, Metazoa, Chordata, Mammalia, Artiodactyla, Balaenopteridae.